This is a messenger RNA of Helianthus annuus (common sunflower), 1702 nucleotides long. Its product is annotated as cystathionine beta-lyase, chloroplastic. The record is from RefSeq and is a predicted model, not a curated record. The transcript has 13 exons. Bases 83 to 1480 code for a protein of 465 amino acids. Gene Ontology annotation, biological process: transsulfuration; 'de novo' L-methionine biosynthetic process. Gene Ontology annotation, cellular component: cytoplasm. NCBI's taxonomy places the organism in Eukaryota, Viridiplantae, Streptophyta, Magnoliopsida, Asterales, Asteraceae. Gene Ontology annotation, molecular function: pyridoxal phosphate binding.
AUUCACUCUUCUGUGUCUAUAUUCAUUCUCCGGCUCGAUAGUCUCGUGGCCCCACUCGUCUGCAACAAUCCAAAACACAUCAAUGGCUACCACUCCAUCUUCUCUCCGAUCGCCGCCGCUAUUCACACCUCCACCACUUGAACUUAACAAUCACCGAGCAAUUGCUAAUUUCGGGUGUACGAAUUGUGGUGUAAGCAAACUUAGUUCACUCCCAUUGGGCAGAAAAUUGGUAUUGCGCUGUACAAAGGAGGACAAGAUGGAUGUGAAGACAUCGGCUGUUGCUGAUGGGAUUGCAGAAUGUUUAGAUAAUUCGGUGACAGAAACCGAGAUCAGGGAGCCCAGUGUAUCAACUAUAUUGAUGAAUUUUGAGAAUAACUUUGAUCCUUAUAAUGCAAUGAGCACACCCCUAUAUCAGACAGCUACUUUUAAACAGCCCUCUGCAACCGAAAAUGGCCCAUAUGAUUACACUAGAAGUGGCAAUCCCACACGUGAUGUGCUUGAAAGUCUCCUGGCAAAGCUUGAUAAAGCAGACCGAGCAUUUUGUUUUACCAGUGGAAUGGCCGCUUUAGCUGCAGUCAGUCGUUUAGUUAAAGCUGGUGAUGAAAUUGUUGCUGGAGAGGACAUAUAUGGUGGUUCUGAUCGCUUACUGUCACAAGUCGUUCCUGGGACAGGAGUCAUGGUUAAGCGAGUGGACACAACUAACUUAGACGAGGUUGCUGCUGCAAUUGGUCCCCAAACUAAGCUAGUGUGGCUGGAGAGUCCAACCAAUCCCCGAAUACAAAUUUCCGAUAUUCGUAAAAUAGCUAAGAUUGCUCACGCAAACGAUGCUCUUGUGUUGGUGGAUAACAGCAUCAUGUCUCCCGUACUGUCUCGACCCUUGGAACUUGGGGCAGACAUUGUGAUGCACUCGGCUACGAAAUUCAUUGCCGGGCACAGUGAUGUCAUGGCUGGAGUGCUUGCUGUAAAAGGGGAAAGGCUAGCAAAAGAAUUGUAUUUUUUACAAAAUGCAGAAGGCUCUGGGCUGGCACCUUUUGAUUGUUGGAUCUGUUUACGGGGAAUCAAGACAAUGGCUUUACGUGUUGAGAAGCAACAAGAAAAUGCACAAAAGAUAGCUGAAUUUCUCGCCUCUCAUCCGUUGGUAAAGAAGGUUAAUUAUGCUGGUCUUCCUAACCAUCCUGGACGCUCAUUACACUUCUCGCAGGCAAAAGGAGCAGGAUCUGUUCUUAGUUUCUUGACGGGGUCAUUGGCCCUCUCGAAGCACAUAGUGGAAACCACCAAGUUCUUCAGCAUAACCGUUAGUUUUGGAAGUGUGAAAUCGCUAAUAAGCAUGCCAUGCUUCAUGUCACAUGCAUCUAUACCAGCCGAAGUUCGUGAGGCGAGAGGUCUAACCGAAGAUCUUAUCCGUAUCUCUGUGGGGAUUGAAGAUGUGAAUGACUUGAUUGCUGAUUUGGACCAUGCAUUAAGAACCGGUCCGAUAUAGCUACGUUAUGUUUUGAUGAUUCAUAAAACAGUGCAUCAGGUCAAGCUCACGAGACUUAUUUUAUUACGAUAAACCUUGUUGCAGCAACACUUUUUUAUUGUGUUUGUAGAUAUAGUUUGUAUUUCGUAGACAUGGAAGCAUUUGUUUUUCUGAUAAAGAACCAAAAACCAACUAUGAAUUCUUGUUAAAUGGAGACAGUUAUUUGUUGGUUCUCUUUCAUAA